Messenger RNA from Paramecium pentaurelia, 1245 nucleotides. The record is from the annotation of a GenBank genome assembly. Lineage: Eukaryota; Ciliophora; Oligohymenophorea; Peniculida; Parameciidae.
AUGAAUACACAAAUUAAAGCAACUAGACAACCAUUAUCUCAAAUUGAUUUUAAUUAAGAUUUAGAUAAUUGUGGUGGUACAACACCUAAACAUAAAUAAUUCAAAACUGCUAUUACACUCAAUAGUGAUUAUAAGAAUAAUCAAAAUUAUAAUGUUCAAUUCAAAGUUAAAUAAUAGAAUCAAACUAUGGAUUUAGUUAGUAUUAAUAAUGCAAGUAGACUUAAUGAAAAUAAUACAAUUUUCAUGAGUCCUGCUCCACUUCGCAGAAAUACUUAAUUUCAAAUAUAAUAAUAGCAAUAAUAAAUUACUUCACCUUUGUAAAAGAAUUAUAGUUAGAAACAUUUUUAACCUAAUUCUCCAAUUACAAAACCUAAUAUUUAAUUUAGAGGAGUUUCUCAAUAACCUUUUAAUUAAAAUGUGUCUCAUACAACAACUUAAAAAUUAGAGUCAGAUGUUCAAAUUUUGAAGAAUUAAAAUCAUGCAUUAUAAUAAUAAAUAUUUUAAUUAGAGUCUAAUAUUUAAAGAGGAAAUAGUACAUAAUUUAUAAAAGAAUUAGAAAACAAAAUAUAAAUGCUUUCAAAAUUAAACGAAAAAUUAAAUUAAGAUAAUUAACAACUAAUUAAAAUUAGUAAUGUUGAAUAAUUAAGAAAAGAGAAAGAUAAUUAAUCUAAAAAAUUAGAAGAAUUAGAGAGUCAAUAUGAUAAUUUAUUAAAAUAAUUUGAGUAAUUUGAUUGUUAAAAAUUAAAUGAAUUACAAUAAAUGAAUCAAGAAAAUAUAAUUGAAAAUUUAGUAAUGGAUUUAGAAAAUAAAAUAACUGGAUUAAUAAUUUAAAAUGAAAAGUUAAAUUUAUAGAUUUAAGCAGGAUAGAAAAUAGAUUAAAAUAUUGAAUAAUUAUAAUUAGAAGUAUAAUAACAUUAAAUUGCAUAUUAAAAAUUGAAACAUGAAGAAGUUUAAUAUAGAUUUAAAUAUGAUACAGCAAAUUAUGAUGAGAAAGUAAGUAAAAGACAUUAACAAAAUGAUAAUAAAGAUAAAGUAAUUGAAAAUGUAUUAGAAUUAAUAUUAUUAAAUAGAUUAAACUUUUAGAAGAAGAAAACUCAAAAUUAAGAGAGUUAAUAAAAGAUGUAGAUUAUGAAGAAGAGAUUAAAGAUAUGGAGGAUAGGGUAUAUUAUUAUAUUUAAAGGUUAUUAGAUUCGAGUGAUAGCCUAAGAUAAUAAAAAAUUAGAAAUGUAAUUGCUAUAAAAAUGA